This is a messenger RNA of Heterocephalus glaber (naked mole-rat), 936 nucleotides long. RefSeq names its product olfactory receptor 7G2-like. The record is from RefSeq and is a predicted model, not a curated record. Gene Ontology annotation, molecular function: olfactory receptor activity; G protein-coupled receptor activity. Gene Ontology annotation, cellular component: membrane. Gene Ontology annotation, biological process: G protein-coupled receptor signaling pathway. Lineage: Eukaryota; Metazoa; Chordata; Mammalia; Rodentia; Bathyergidae.
AUGGAAUCUAGAAACCAAACAGCUGUCUCAGAAUUCCUUCUCCUGGGACUGACAGAUGAUCCAGAACUUCAGCCUCUCACCUUCAGCCUGUUUCUUUCCAUGUACCUGGUCACCAUCUCUGGAAACCUCAUGAUCAUCCUGGCUGUUAGCUCUGACUCCCAUCUCCACACUCCCAUGUACCUUUUCCUUGUCACUCUGUCCUUUAAUGAUAUCUGUUUAAGCACAACAUCAGUCCCACACAUGUUGGUGAACAUCCAAACACAGGAUCAGAGCAUCUCUUACUCAGGCUGUCUCACCCAGGUCUCCUUAGUGUUGGUUUUUGGUAAUUUUGAAAGUUGUCUACUUUUAAUAAUGGCCUAUGAUCGCUAUGUGGCCAUCUGCCAUCCACUUAGGUACACAGUCAUCAUGAACCUGCACUUAUGUGUUUUACUGAGCCUAGCCUCUUUGUCUAUUAGCAUUAUGUAUGGACUACUCCAUGGUCUACUGUUGCUGAGGCUGUCCUUCACAGACCUAAAAAUCCCCCACUUUUUCUGUGAACUUGCACAGAUUAUCAGACUCACUUGUUCUGAUACUCUCAUUGAUAACAUAGUAAUAUAUGUGGCAGCUUGCAUCUUUGGUGCUUUUCCUGUGUUUGGAAUCAUGCUUUCUUAUAUUUACAUUGUGUCAUCUAUCUUGAGAAUGCCAUCAGCAGAAGGAAAGUAUAAGGGUUUUUCUACCUGUGGUUCUCAUCUCUCAGUUGUCACCUUGUUUUAUGGGACAGGUUUGGGUGUGUACAUUAGUUCUUUAAUAGCUAACUCAUCCAAAAAGGCUGCAGUGGCUUCAGUGAUGUAUUCUGUGGUCCCUCAGAUGAUGAAUCCCUUUAUCUAUAGUCUGAGGAACAGGGAUAUGAAGGAAGCCUUGAGGAGGCUCCUUUAUAGAAGAACUUCUCUCCUCUAA